AUGAAUGAUUCAAAGUGGUUGGCAGCCAUGCAAGAAGAACUCAGGGCAAUUGAGAAGAACAAGACCUGGGAGCUAGUGGAAAGAUCAAGUAAGAAGCUAAUUCAUAUGAAGUGGGUCUACAAGUUCAAACUUAGGCCAAAUAGUGAUAUUGCUAAGUACAAAGCUUGGCUAGUGGCAAGAGGCUUUCUACAAAAACCUGACAUUAACUUCGAUGAAGUCCAUGCACCUAUUGCAAGAUUAGAGAUCAUUAGAAUUGUUGUAGCUACUAUAGUAAGAAGAAUAUUUAAGGGAUGGAGUUUAAAUACACAAGUGAAAGAGUAUGCAAGGGAAGGGAAGGGAGGACUUUGA
Vicia villosa (hairy vetch) is the source of this 348-nucleotide messenger RNA. RefSeq lists its product as uncharacterized. The record is from RefSeq and is a predicted model, not a curated record. The transcript has 2 exons. NCBI's taxonomy places the organism in Eukaryota, Viridiplantae, Streptophyta, Magnoliopsida, Fabales, Fabaceae. Bases 1 to 348 code for a protein of 115 amino acids.